Molecule: messenger RNA, 1353 nt
Organism: Drosophila arizonae
Lineage: Eukaryota; Metazoa; Arthropoda; Insecta; Diptera; Drosophilidae
Product: Cytochrome P450 6a2
Molecular function (GO): iron ion binding; heme binding; monooxygenase activity
Source: RefSeq, a predicted model, not a curated record
CAGUUUUUGCCACCGAGUCAGAGAGAACUGAACACAAAAUGUUGUUUAUCAUAUACUUGCUGAGCGCCAUAUCAGCUUUGCUGGUGUACUUGCUGCACCGCAACAUGAACUACUGGAAGAGCCGGGGAAUACCUCAGGAGCCGCCACAUCUCAUCUAUGGCAAUGUCGUCGGGUUCAGAAAGACACGCGUGCUCAACGAUCUGGUGAUUGAAUACUACAACAAAUUCCGAAAGAGUGGACAUCCCUUUGUGGGCUUCGCCUUCAUCCAAAAACAAAGCGCCUUCAUUAUGGACACCAAACUGGCAAAGAAUAUUCUCAUUAAGGAUUUCGCGAACUUUGCCGAUCGUGGACAGUUCCACAACGAGCACAACGAUCCCCUCACUGGACAUCUAUUCAAUUUGGAUGGCAAACGUUGGAGGGAAAUGCGUCAGAAGCUGUCGCCCACAUUCACGUCUGGCAAGAUGAAGUUCAUGUUCCCCACAGUCAUCAAAGUGUCCGAAGAAUUCGUAGAGGUAAUGAUGGAGAAUGUCCCAGCUAAGACUGGAGGAGCCAUUAUUGAAAUCAAGGAUCUGAUGGCACGCUUCACCACCGACGUNUCAUCAACCAUGACCUACGCUCUCUAUGAACUGGCCCAACACACAGACAUUCAGGACAGACUAAGGGAAGAUAUUCAAGAAGUACUGCAGCAACACGAUGGAAAACUGACCUAUGAAUGCGUUAAGGCCAUGCGAUACUUGGAUCAGGUUAUUUCUGAAACCCUCCGACUGUACACUCUGGUGCCUUUCCUGGAGAGGAAAGCACUUAAUGAUUAUGUGGUACCUGGUCAUCCCAAAUAUGUCAUAGAGAAGGGAACACAGAUCAUUCUUCCUGCCGCUGCCUAUCAUCGGGAUGAAGACCUUUAUCCCGAACCAGAGAAGUUCGAUCCAGAACGAUUCUCACCCGAACAGGUGGCAGCUCGUGAUUCUGUCGAGUGGCUGCCCUUUGGGGAUGGGCCCAGAAAUUGUGUGGGAAUGCGCUUCGGCCAAAUGCAAACACGAAUUGGUCUGGCCCAACUGCUAAGGAACUUCAAGUUCACAGUUUGCGAUAAGACUGAUAUACCCCUUAUAUAUGAUCCUAAAUCGCUUAUAAUAGGCACUAUUGGAGGCAUUUACUUGCGCGUCGAACGUGUUUAGAAUUGAAUGUAAAUUCUUUUAAAGACGUCCAGAGUUGCUUACAUUGGAUUUGCCAAAGAAUUUCAUUGCUUUGCCGUGCCAAUCAAACAGAUCUGGCUAGUUGUAUAAACUUUAAAUUUGCAUAUCUUUUAAGAUUUAUUUUUGUAAUAUAUGUGAUAAUUAAACCAGAAAACGUUAUUUA